CGGUAGUUUCCGGAAUUCACCCAUAGUCUGGGCCGAGAGGAGAAGGCUCGUCCCCCUCCCGUUCCUAGUUGUUUCGGAUGUUUCCGGCUCCUGCCCUGUGAGAAGCCCCGCCCGGCCGGUCUCCAAGCCUUCCUUUUCCUCCCUUCCUCCAAGCUUCUCGGUUCCCUCCCCUGAGGUACCGGCGCCAUGUCCAGCGCUCGGACCCCCCUACCCACGCUGAACGAAAGGGACACGGAGCAGCCCACCUUGGGACACCUUGAUUCCAAGCCCAGCAGUAAGUCCAACAUGCUGCGGGGCCGCAACUCAGCCACCUCUGCUGACGAGCAGCCCCAUAUUGGCAACUACCGGCUCCUUAAGACCAUUGGCAAGGGUAACUUUGCCAAGGUGAAGUUGGCCCGGCACAUCCUGACGGGGAAAGAGGUAGCUGUGAAGAUCAUUGACAAGACUCAGCUGAACUCUUCCAGCCUUCAGAAACUAUUCCGAGAAGUAAGAAUAAUGAAGGUUUUGAGUCAUCCCAACAUAGUUAAGUUAUUUGAAGUGAUCGAGACUGAGAAGACGCUCUACCUUGUCAUGGAGUAUGCCAGUGGCGGAGAGGUAUUUGAUUACCUGGUGGCCCAUGGCAGGAUGAAAGAAAAAGAAGCUCGAGCCAAAUUCCGCCAGAUAGUGUCUGCUGUGCAGUACUGUCACCAGAAGUUUAUUGUUCAUAGAGACCUAAAGGCAGAAAACCUCCUCCUGGAUGCUGAUAUGAACAUCAAGAUUGCAGACUUUGGCUUUAGCAACGAAUUCACCUUUGGGAACAAGCUGGAUACUUUCUGUGGCAGCCCUCCUUAUGCUGCCCCAGAACUCUUCCAGGGCAAAAAAUACGAUGGUCCUGAGGUGGAUGUGUGGAGCCUGGGAGUCAUCCUCUAUACACUGGUCAGCGGAUCCCUGCCUUUUGAUGGACAGAACCUCAAGGAGCUACGGGAGCGGGUACUGAGGGGAAAAUACCGUAUUCCGUUCUACAUGUCCACGGACUGUGAAAACCUGCUUAAGAAAUUUCUCAUACUUAAUCCUAGUAAGAGAGGCACUUUAGAGCAAAUUAUGAAAGACCGGUGGAUGAAUGUGGGGCAUGAGGACGAUGAGCUAAAGCCUUAUGUGGAACCACUCCCUGACUACAAGGAUCCCCGGCGGACAGAGUUGAUGGUGUCAAUGGGUUACACACGAGAAGAGAUCCAGGACUCACUGGUGGGACAGAGGUACAACGAAGUGAUGGCCACCUAUCUGCUUCUAGGCUACAAGAGCUCUGAGCUGGAAGGUGACACCAUCACUUUGAAGCCCCGGCCUUCAGCUGAUCUGACCAACAGUAGUGCCCCAUCUCCAUCCCACAAGGUUCAGCGCAGUGUCUCUGCCAACCCUAAGCAGCGACGCUCCAGCGACCAGGCCGUCCCUGCCAUUCCCACCUCAAAUUCCUACUCUAAGAAGACCCAGAGUAACAAUGCAGAAAAUAAGCGGCCUGAGGAUGAGACGGGGCGGAAAGCCAGCAGCACCGCCAAAGUGCCUGCCAGCCCUCUGCCUGGCGUAGAGAGGAAGAAGACCACUCCUACCCCCUCCACAAACAGCGUCCUCUCCACCAGCACAAACCGAAGCAGGAACUCCCCACUUUUGGACAGGGCUAGCCUUGGCCAGUCCUCUAUCCAGAAUGGUAAAGACAGCCUAACCAUGCCAGGGUCCCGGGCCUCCACGGCUUCUGCUUCUGCCGCAGUCUCUGCGGCCCGGCCCCGCCAGCACCAGAAAUCCAUGUCUGCCUCCGUACACCCCAACAAGGCCUCUGGGUUGCCCCCCACGGAGAGUAACUGUGAGGUGCCUCGGCCCAGCACAGCCCCCCAGCGUGUCCCUGUCGCCUCCCCCUCCGCCCACAACAUCAGCAGCAGUGGUGGAGCCCCAGACCGAACUAAUUUCCCCCGGGGUGUGUCCAGUCGAAGCACCUUCCAUGCUGGGCAGCUCCGGCAGGUGCGGGACCAGCAGAACCUGCCCUACGGUGUGACCCCAGCCUCUCCCUCUGGCCACAGCCAGGGCAGGCGGGGGGCCUCUGGAAGCAUCUUCAGCAAGUUCACCUCCAAGUUUGUCCGCAGAAAUCUGUCUUUCAGGUUUGCCAGAAGAUGUCGCCUGAGCCUGCCAAAGAGCCAAGAGCUGGAUAUUCUCAGGCAGGGGUCAUUCUGCCGCCAGGCCCUGGUGGAACAGCAGGAGGUCCACACCCUGCUCCUGCAUCUCCCUUCCUGGGACAGAGCCUGGCUUGUUCAGCCUGGCCAUGUCCUCUGCAGGCCUAGGAACCUGAAUGAACCUGAAAGCAAAGACCGAGUGGAGACGCUCAGACCUCACGUGGUCGGCAGUGGAGGCAAUGACAAGGAAAAGGAAGAGUUUCGGGAGGCCAAGCCUCGUUCCCUGCGCUUCACCUGGAGCAUGAAGACCACGAGCUCUAUGGAGCCCAACGAGAUGAUGCGGGAGAUCCGCAAGGUGCUGGACGCCAACAGCUGCCAAAGCGAGCUGCACGAGCGAUACAUGCUGCUGUGCAUGCAUGGCACCCCAGGCCACGAGAACUUUGUGCAGUGGGAGAUGGAGGUGUGCAAACUGCCUCGGUUGUCUCUCAAUGGUGUUCGAUUUAAGCGGAUAUCGGGCACUUCCAUGGCCUUCAAAAACAUUGCCUCCAAAAUAGCCAACGAGCUGAAGCUUUAACAGGCUGUCAGGAGGGGGGCAGCAGAGACC
Cricetulus griseus (Chinese hamster) is the source of this 2742-nucleotide messenger RNA. NCBI's taxonomy places the organism in Eukaryota, Metazoa, Chordata, Mammalia, Rodentia, Cricetidae. The record is from RefSeq and is a predicted model, not a curated record.